Messenger RNA from Labrus bergylta (ballan wrasse), 1493 nucleotides. RefSeq names its product ceramide synthase 5 (gene cers5). Gene Ontology annotation, biological process: ceramide biosynthetic process. Gene Ontology annotation, molecular function: DNA binding; sphingosine N-acyltransferase activity. The record is from RefSeq and is a predicted model, not a curated record. NCBI's taxonomy places the organism in Eukaryota, Metazoa, Chordata, Actinopteri, Labriformes, Labridae. Gene Ontology annotation, cellular component: membrane.
UCACACCGGAGAGGAGAAGUUUGAGUGUACUGUGGCCAGUCACCAUCACAGAAGUUGUCCGGAGGGCGGCGGGGGGGGGGCCAGGAAAAGUGCUCUGCAAGUUUCUUUCUUCUUUUCUUUUUUGGAUAAGAAAGUGAUUUCGUCUGACCGUCCGGGGACAGGAACACCGUGAAACAUGGCUGCUCUUUCAGCCUGGUUCUGGAACGAGCGGUUCUGGUUGCCACACAACGUAACCUGGGCGGAUCUAGCGGACCCAGCUCCCGGGGUGGAGUACCCCAAAGCUGGACACUUGCUGACUGCCUUACCGCUGGCUUUGGGAAUUUUUUUCGUCAGGAUAUUUUUCGAAAGAUUUAUUGCAAGUAGCUGUGCCCGCAGUCUACAUGUCCAUCCUGGUGUUGGACGGAGAGCUCAGCCCAAUGCAGUGCUGGAGAAAGUGUUUACAUCCAUCACACAGAAUCCAGACUCUCGCCACCUCAGUGGCCUCUCCAAACAGCUGGACUGGGAGGUGCGAAAGGUCCAGCGUUGGUUCAGACACCGCAGGAACCAAGAUAAACCAAGCACACACACUAAGUUCUGCGAAAGCAUGUGGAGGUUUACGUUUUAUUUGUGCGUAUUUACCUAUGGGCUCCACUUUCUUUGGCAGUGCCCCUGGAUGUGGGAUACACGGCAUUGCUGGUACGGUUAUCCCUAUCAGGUCAUGACUCCAGGCCUUUACCACUACUAUGUGACAGAGCUGGCUUUCUACUGGUCACUCAUGUUCUCCCAGUUCAUAGACAUUAAAAGGAAGGACUUCCUCAUCAUGUUCAUCCAUCACUUGGCUACUGUCUGUCUCAUCAGCUUUUCCUAUGUUAACAACAUGGCGCGAGUAGGAAGCCUGGUGAUGUGUGUCCACGAUGCCUCUGACUUCCUGCUAGAGGCAGCCAAGCUGGCCAACUAUGCCAAGUACCAGCGUUUGUGUGACUCCCUGUUCAUUUUGUUUAGUGUGAUAUUCUUCAUCACACGACUUGUUAUAUAUCCAAUAUGGGUCCUGAACUCCACUAUGUUUGAGAGCUGGGCCAUAGUGGGGCCGUACCCUUCCUGGUGGGUCUUCAACGUCUUACUGCUCGUGCUCCAAUUGUUGCACAUCAUCUGGGCCUACCUCAUAGCCCGGAUAGCUAUUAAAGCCAUUAUGCGGGGCAAGGUGUGCAACGAUGUCCGCAGUGACAUCGAGAGCAGCUCAGAGGAAGAGGCCGACACGCCCUCAGACAGCCUGAAAGCUUCUCCUCACCCUAACAAAGGAGAGAACGGCACUAACGGCCACUGUGCUGCUUCCAAAGCCUGGGUGCAGAACCACAACAGCUGGUGACACAAAGCCUGACGCUGGGAGCUCCCUGCAGUCCGUCCCUCGUGUGUUGAUAUCUUAUGACGUUCCCUUGAUAUGCAAGACACACACACACACACACACACACACACACACACACACACACACACACACAGACAGACACACACACACA